AUGCGUCCAUCUUUGCGCCGAUGCUUGCAAGCAGUCGCCCGCCCACCCCCGGCUUUCGUGUUUGAUAUUGAUGGCGUUUUAAUCCGGGGACCCAGCGUGCUUCCUGCCGCAAAACGCGCGCUCGCCAUCUUGGAGGGAGAUAAUCCAUUCAAAGUCAAGUUGCCGUAUAUCCUUCUCACGAAUGGCGGUGGUGUCAGUGAACGAUAUCGAAGCGAGAAGUUGACGCGGCAGCUGGGCUUCAAGAUUGAACCAGAACAGUACAUCCAAGCUCAUACUGUCCUCAAGACCCUGUCGCACAAGUAUCACGACUCCCCGGUGCUGGUUUUGGGAGGGAAACUUGAUCAGGUGCGCCAGGUAGCGAUUGAUUACGGCUUUCAGAAGGCUCUGACGCCGUUAGACGUGCUUUCCUGGAAUCCCAGUGUUUGGCCAUUCCACCAGCUAAACCCGUCCGAGCAGGCCUCAACACUGCCAAUUGACUUCUCUCAAACCCGAAUACCCGCGAUAUUCGUCUUCCAUGACCCGCGUAAUUGGGCUUUAGACAUUCAAAUUAUCUGCGACGUCAUCCAAUCCGCUGGAUACAUUGGCGGACCUCAUGUGCCCUUGCACCAACAGAAAAACCCCGUCGAACUCGUCUUUUGCAACCCUGAUCUUUUGUGGAAGUCGGACUUUCCGGUCAACCGUUUAGGGCAAGGAGCGUUCAAAGCCGCUUUCCAGGGCGUGUUCGAGGGUCUAACUGGCUCGCAAUACCCUUGCACCCAGUUCGGGAAACCCACAAAAGCCACCUACGAUUUCGCAGCCCACGUGUUACAGGAACGACUCCACAAGAUGAACGGACAUGCGGGGCGCAUCUAUAUGAUCGGAGAUAAUCCCGACUCUGACAUUGCUGGUGCCAAUGCGGCCAAAUGGGAGUCCGUUCUCGUGCGAACGGGUGUCUUCGCAGCGGGCACGACGCCCUCACACCAGCCGACCCAUGAAGUGCAGGAUGUGGAAGAAGCCGUGUCGUGGGCGAUAGCUCGUGAGUUUAACGGGUUUUAG
This is a messenger RNA of Mycena indigotica, 1035 nucleotides long. RefSeq lists its product as uncharacterized. Bases 1 to 1035 code for a protein of 344 amino acids. Lineage: Eukaryota; Fungi; Basidiomycota; Agaricomycetes; Agaricales; Mycenaceae. Gene Ontology annotation, cellular component: mitochondrion. Gene Ontology annotation, biological process: glycerophospholipid biosynthetic process. The record is from RefSeq and is a predicted model, not a curated record. The transcript is spliced from 15 exons.